Molecule: messenger RNA, 1191 nt
Organism: Phyllostomus discolor (pale spear-nosed bat)
Lineage: Eukaryota; Metazoa; Chordata; Mammalia; Chiroptera; Phyllostomidae
Product: activator of 90 kDa heat shock protein ATPase homolog 2
Exons: 9
Coding region: 143-1135 (330 amino acids)
Biological process (GO): protein folding; positive regulation of ATP-dependent activity
Cellular component (GO): cytosol
Molecular function (GO): ATPase activator activity; protein-folding chaperone binding
Source: RefSeq, a predicted model, not a curated record
CGCCGCGAACGAACGCUCCGGUCCUGGGCUGAGAAGCCGGAAACGUCAGCGACUCAGCCGCACCACGGGACUCAGCCGCACCGCAGCCCCGCCGCCGCGGCCCUGCCUUGUUCUCUGCUGAGGGCGCGCCGCCAGCGCAGACAUGGCCAAGUGGGGCCAGGGGGACCCGCGCUGGAUCGUGGAGGAGCGGGAGGACGGGACCAACGUGAACAACUGGCACUGGACAGAGCGAGAUGCCACCAGCUGGUCUAAGGGGAAGCUCCGUGAGUUCCUGGUGGGCAUCGUCGUGGAGAAUGAGGCUGGUCGCUGCCAGAUCAGUGAGCUGAAGCAGGUGGAAGGCGAGGCUUCCUGCAGCAGCCGCAAAGGGAAGCUGAUCUUCUUCUAUGAGUGGAACAUCAAACUGGGCUGGAAAGGUAUAAUUAAAGAAUCUGGUGUGAAGCACAAGGGAUUGAUUGAAAUACCCAACCUUUCUGAAGAAAAUGAAGUAGAUGACACUGAGGUGAACGUGAGUAAAAAGAAAGGAGAUGGGGAUAUACUGAAGGAUCUUAUGAAAACCGCAGGCACCGCCAAGGUCAGGGAGGCCCUUGGAGAUUACCUGAAGGCACUAAAGACGGAAUUUACAAUGGGAAUGAUUUUACCAACAAAAGCCACGGCAACACAGGAACUGACUAUUAAAAAGAAACUGAGUGAAAAUACCUUGCAGACUCAGGUGCCCCUUGGUGUGAGGAUUCCCACUAUAGCACUGCACAUGACGGAACUGUUCGACACAGCUGUGGAACGGCUGUACAGCAUCUUCACUGUCAAAGAUCUGGUACAAAAAUUUUCUAAAUCUCCUGCCAUAUUAGAAGCUGAAAAGGGAGGGAAAUUCCAAAUGUUUGAUGGGAACAUCACCGGUGAAUAUAUAGAACUGUUAACAAAUGAAAAGAUCGUCAUGAAAUGGAGAUGUAGGAACUGGCCAGAAGAACACUAUGCAACAGUUAUACUGAAUUUUGUGCCUGCUCUAGGGCAAACGGAAUUACAAUUGGACUGUAAAGGAGUUCCUGUCUGUAAAGAAGAGAAUAUGAAAUUCUGUUGGCAGAAACAGCAUUUUGAAGAAAUAAAAGGCUUACUGCAGCUGACCACUCUAAAUGGUUGAAUUACAAGAUUUUAUAAGGGCAUUACUUUUUGUAAGCAGAAAAGUGUCAUUACUUC